Messenger RNA from Klebsormidium nitens, 2395 nucleotides. Lineage: Eukaryota; Viridiplantae; Streptophyta; Klebsormidiophyceae; Klebsormidiales; Klebsormidiaceae. The record is from the annotation of a GenBank genome assembly.
GCCGGAAAUAGCCGGAAAUGGCGGUCGCAUUGUGCAAUGCAGUCUUUGGAACCAAGAAGCGGGUGGUUUGUUUUGCAAGUUUUGGUGCAUUUGAAGACCACUUACAAGCUUCGGGUGUCACAAUGUCAGUCGCGUAGAGUGGCCUCAAAUUUGAGAAUAAGCGCAAGUUGAAAGGUGAGUCUAGAGUCCAAGGCCUCUCCGCUGGUUUCUGCACCACUUCUCCACGGCGAAGCUGCUGUUGGCGGCAGGCCGCGCUGUGGCUGCGGGGAUGGCGGCCCACGGCUGUGCUCUGAGCUCCCUUUCCCGGCGCCUGUCAGGCACGCCCCGGCUGAUGGGGCACAGCCGGCAGCCAUGUGCAGCAGCAGCAAUUGCGCUCGGCCACGCAAUUCUACCACCAAUCAAGUGCCCUAUGCCGUCAACAUUCUUUCGAACACAAAAGACUUGCCUUGCAGCAAGUACUGUCCUGCAUUCUGUUCAGACAGGCAUACUGACGAGACUGGGAGCAGGAGGGGACGUCCAUUUGACCGGCAAUGCAAAAGGCCCAAUGAGUAAUCAGGUCAGGUGUAAUGCCACGGAGGCUGAGCAGGUGGCCGCACCACAGGUGACGGGUCAGAAGAAGAAGAAGGGCGGGCAAGGGGGGGCGGGUGCGCCGCCUGGCAAAAAGAAGAAGGAGGUCGUGGAGCAGCUGGACACCACGUCGUCGCUGGAGGACAUCCGCACCCUCCGGGUCGCAAAGGUGGAGGAGCUGCGCGCGGGGGGCCACAACCCGUUUGCGUACACGUGGCAGCGCAGCCACAGCUGCGCGGAGUUGCAGCAGCUGUACAAGGAGCUGCCGGCGGGGGAGCUGGCGGAGGGAGAAGAGGACCAGGUGGCGGUGGCGGGCAGGAUCAUGGCCAAGAGGACGUUCGGGAAGCUGGCGUUCCUCACCAUGCGGGACAGCACGGGGGAGAUCCAGUUGUACGUUGAGAAGGCCCGGGUGGACGAGACUGCGUUUGGCUGGCUCAAGGGGGGCCUGCUGGACGUUGGGGACAUUGUGGGGGCCAAGGGAACGCUCAAACGAACAGAUAAAGGAGAGCUGUCUGUCCAUGCGACCUCGCUGGCCGUCCUCACAAAGUCGCUGCUACCUCUCCCGGACAAGUUCCACGGCCUCACGGACGUGGAGAAGCGGUACCGGCAGAGGUACCUGGACAUGAUCGUGAACCCGGAGGUGGGCGACGUGUUCCGCUCGCGCGCCAAGGUGCUGUCCACCAUCCGGCGGUACCUCGAGGACCGGGGCUUCCUCGACAUCGAGACGCCCGUGCUGCAGACUGCGGCUGGUGGUGCGGAGGCGCGGCCGUUCAUCACGUUCCACAACGCGUUGGGCCAGCGAAUGUUCUUACGGAUUGCCACGGAGCUGCACCUUAAACGGAUGGUGGUGGGCGGCCUAGACCGCGUGUUUGAGAUCGGGCGUAUCUUCCGCAACGAGGGCGUCUCCACGCGCCACAACCCCGAGUUCACCUCCGUCGAGGUGUACCAGGCGUACGCGGACUACUUCGACAUGAUGGACCUCAUCGAGGAGAUGGUCACCGCGUGCGCGCUCGCCGUCCGCCACACCCUCACCUUCGACUACCAGGGCACGCCGUUGGACUUCACGCGGCCGUGGCGGCGAGCCACGAUGCACGACCUGGUCAAGGAGGCCACGGGGGUGGACUUUGAUUCGUUUGCGGGCGACGUGGAGGCGGCGCGGGCCGCAGCACUGGACGCAGUCGCAGCGGCGGGAGGCAAUGCGCGCAGCCCGGCACUGCGCAACGCCACCAGCAUAGGGUUCAUCCUGAACGAGGUGUUUGAGGAGGUGGUGGAGAAGACGCUGGUCCAGCCCACGUACGUGACGGAGCACCCCGUCGAGAUCUCGCCCCUCGCCAAGCCGCACCGAAGCAAGCCGGGCGUCACGGAGCGGUUCGAGCUGUUCAUCUACGGGCGCGAGCUGGCCAACGCCUUCUCCGAGCUGACGGACCCCGUCGACCAGCGCGCGCGGCUGGAGGCGCAGGUGGCGGCGCACACGAACCGCACGGAGGCGGAGCUGGCGGCAGCGACGUCGGAGGAGGCGAUACGCGCCGCGCAGGAGGACGCAUACGACGUGGCGCUCGACGAGGACUUCCUCACCGCGCUCGAGUACGGCAUGCCGCCCACUGCCGGCAUGGGUCUCGGAAUUGAUCGAUUGGUCAUGCUCCUGACGGACAGUGCUAGUAUACGAGACGUUAUUGCAUUCCCUGUACUGAAAAAUCACUGAAUGCGUCUGCACUGCUUCCUCAAGUUAUGCGAGAAUGUGAUCGUGACAGGACUUACCUCUGUCGAAGCAAGCUGCUGCAACCUGCUAUAUGGUCUGGCACCAGAUUCGUGCACGUGCAUCUCUUGC